Molecule: messenger RNA, 1194 nt
Organism: Coturnix japonica (Japanese quail)
Lineage: Eukaryota; Metazoa; Chordata; Aves; Galliformes; Phasianidae
Gene: CALB2
Product: calbindin 2
Biological process (GO): regulation of presynaptic cytosolic calcium ion concentration; regulation of long-term synaptic potentiation
Cellular component (GO): synapse; dendrite; cytosol
Molecular function (GO): calcium ion binding
Source: RefSeq, a predicted model, not a curated record
AUAAGCGGGGGGCGGCGGCGGGCGGCGGGCAGCGGCGGGGAGAUGGCGGGGCAGCGCGCCCCGCACCUGCACCUGGCGGAGCUGAGCGCAUCGCAAUUCCUCGACGUGUGGAGGCACUUCGACGCCGACGGGAAUGGCUACAUUGAAGGCAAGGAGCUGGAAAACUUCUUCCAGGAGCUGGAAAGUGCCAGGAAGGGCGCCGGGGUGGACUCCAAGAGGGACAGCCUGGGCGACAAGAUGAAGGAGUUCAUGCACAAGUACGACAAAAACGCAGAUGGCAAAAUCGAGAUGGCAGAGCUGGCCCAGAUCCUGCCCACAGAGGAGAACUUCCUACUGUGUUUCCGCCAGCAUGUGGGAUCCAGCUCAGAGUUCAUGGAGGCAUGGAGGAGGUACGACACGGAUCGCAGUGGCUACAUCGAAGCCAACGAGCUGAAGGGUUUCUUGUCGGACCUGCUGAAGAAGGCGAACCGGCCGUAUGAUGAGGCCAAGCUGCAGGAGUACACGCAGACCAUCCUGCGGAUGUUUGACAUGAAUGGGGACGGGAAACUGGGCCUCUCCGAGAUGUCCCGACUGCUGCCUGUGCAAGAAAAUUUCCUUCUUAAGUUUCAGGGGAUGAAGCUGUCCUCGGAGGAGUUCAACGCCAUUUUUGCUUUCUAUGACAAGGACGGCAGCGGCUUCAUUGACGAGCACGAGCUGGACGCCUUGCUGAAAGACCUCUACGAGAAGAACAAGAAAGAGAUGAGCAUCCAGCAGCUCACCAACUACCGCCGGAGCAUCAUGAACCUGUCGGACGGCGGCAAGCUGUACCGCAAGGAGCUGGAGGUGGUGCUGUGCAGCGAACCCCCCCUGUAGGCAUCCCCCCUCACCCGGCCCCAUGGCGCGGUUUUCCCAUUAAAAUCCCCGCUUUGGGUGUGAUGUUUGUUUGUUCUUUCUGAUCCCCUCCGCCCAGUUGGUUUUUGGUUGGUUCUGUUUCUGGUAUCCGGGUGUUAUUUGGAGCUGGGAGCGCUUUGUGGGUUUUCUUGCUCAUGAGUUAUUGACUUCUAUCUAUUUAUUUGGUUUUAAUCCGUUUACCAAAGAAGAGUUAAUUGCAAAUAAAGCCGCCAGGCCGCCUCGAUGGGGCAAAACCAAUAGAUUUAGAGCAAAAAGAAAAGGAAAAUAAGUUGGAAAUAAGAGAAAAAAUAUGGUGAUGCACCA